Molecule: messenger RNA, 351 nt
Organism: Scomber scombrus (Atlantic mackerel)
Lineage: Eukaryota; Metazoa; Chordata; Actinopteri; Scombriformes; Scombridae
Product: B-type lectin plumieribetin-like
Exons: 2
Coding region: 1-351 (116 amino acids)
Source: RefSeq, a predicted model, not a curated record
AUGAGCAGGAACUACUUGUCCAAAAAUGAUGAGCUCCGCAGAGGAGACUACCUGAUGUCCAACAACGGACAGUGGAAAGCUGUCUUCCAGGACGAUGGCAACUUUGUCAUCCAUGGCUGGAAGCCAGUAUGGGCCUCUGACACUGAUGGACUGGAUGCAACCCGCCUGUGCAUGCAGGCUGACUGCAACCUGGUCAUGUACAACAAGGCUAACCAACCCAGGUGGCAAACAAGCUCUGCCAAACCUGAAGGUAACAUGUGCCAUCUUUACCUGACAGAUGACGGCAAACUGGUGCUGGACAGGAAGUCUGAUCAGAUCUGGACCUCUGCUAACUCCAAAGGCAUGAAGUAA